Molecule: messenger RNA, 2057 nt
Organism: Humulus lupulus (European hop)
Lineage: Eukaryota; Viridiplantae; Streptophyta; Magnoliopsida; Rosales; Cannabaceae
Product: cyclin-D5-1
Exons: 5
Coding region: 365-1384 (339 amino acids)
Biological process (GO): mitotic cell cycle phase transition; regulation of cyclin-dependent protein serine/threonine kinase activity
Cellular component (GO): cytoplasm; nucleus; cyclin-dependent protein kinase holoenzyme complex
Molecular function (GO): cyclin-dependent protein serine/threonine kinase regulator activity
Source: RefSeq, a predicted model, not a curated record
AUUUGCAAAAACAGAUCAUGGCCAUGGAGUGUAUCAAGUAUCUAUGUUAUAGUAUUGUGUAUGUACAGUAAUGUGUAUAUACUACACUAUGUAAUGUAACUGUUAAUAUUAACUUCCCCACUCACUCUAUAUCUCAUCCGCUUAUUUUGGCGGCACCAAAACCGCUACUUUCCUCCACCUCUCCUCUCACUCCCCAGAUUAUACUCCCUCUUUCUCUCUUUCUCUUUCUUGUUCCCCAAUUGUGCUAAAUCUUAGCCUUAAGGAGUCAGAGGAUAGAAUCAAAGCAAUACCCAGAUGGUGUUUUGAAGAGAUUUUGGCUUUUUUUUCUCUCAUUAUAGAUGAAAAGAGAGAUUGAGGAUCAAGAAUGGGAGACUCUGCUGCUGAAACUUCAUUGUGUUUUUCUAGCCUCUUGUGCCAAGAAGACGAGUCAUGUUUAAACGAAAUGGGCUAUGAGGAAAGUUUCAAUACUUGUAUAGAUAUUAAGCCCUAUUGUUUUGUUGCUGAAGAUGAGGAUGAGUAUAUUGAAAACUUGUUCAAGAGAGAAACUACCUAUUUUGGAUCCAAAGGCCUCUCAACUUCUGAUGAUUGUUCCACUAUAUGUCAAAGCUGGUUGAAAUCUGCUCGCUUGGAUGCUGUUGAAUGGAUUUUCAAUACUCGAGCAGUUUUUGGGUUCCACUACAGAACUGCUUAUCUCUCAGUCACUUAUUUUGAUCGGUUUAUUUCCAAGAGAUACAUUGAUAAUGGGAAGAUGUGGGCUAUUCGAUUAUUAUCAGUAGCUUGUUUAUCAUUGGCGGCUAAGAUGGAGGAAUGCAAUGUCCCAAUACUCUCAGAAUUCCCAACUUCAGAUUAUGACUUUGAAAGUAAUGCCAUUCAGAGAAUGGAGCUGUUGGUUUUAAGCACCUUAGAAUGGAAAUUGGGAUCAAUAACUCCUUUUACUUAUCUAAAUUACUUCAUUAAUAAAUUCUGUGGUGAUUCUAGACCAAAAGAACUAGUCUCUAGUGCUGUUCAUCUGAUUGUGGCCAUGGCAAAAGAGGCUAGUUUGAUUGAUACUCGGUCGUCUAUUAUUGCUGCCGCCGCAGUAUUAGCUGCUUUUGAUUGCCAAUUAACAAGAAAGAUAAUGGAGCUUAAGAUGAAUGUGAUCUCAUUCUGGCGAUCAGAUGACAAGGAACUUUUGUAUUCAACUUAUAGUCUUGUGCAAGAAAUAGAGAAAGGAGCAGUAAGGACACCAGAGUUAUCAAUUUCACCCAAUGUUUUAUCAAUCCAUUCAAGUUCUCAUUACCUUAAUGAGAAUGCUUCAUUCAACUCUGGGGUUGGCACUAAAAGAAGGCUUACUUUCAAUGAGUCUGAUCACAGUAGUCCAGAAAAGAAAGUUCACAGGACAUAGGAAAAUUUGUUGUUGUUCUUCUCCUUCUUCUGCCCUGGUGAUAUAUUUGAGUUCCCUUUUUUAGACUACAGGUUUUUCUUUCCUUUUUCCUUUUCACCCUUUGAAAUUGAUUUUUUGUAUUAGAUGGAGUUAUAGGUUUAAUCAGGGUUUAAAAACCAUGUGACAUGGUAUGAUUUGCAAUUUGAUGAUUGAGGUUACAAUUUCCAAUACCAAAACCAAAAGUUUUUUCAGCCAGUGAGUGAGAAAAGAAGAUAGAGAAAAGGGAAAGUAUGUAAAUAAAAGAAGAUAACUUUAGCCUACAGUAAGAAGUAAGAAGCUGACUGAAGUUCAAAAGAGCCAUCAAGGAAGGGAGUGAAGGCCAAGAGUGAACCAGAAAGGCCAUUGAAGACUGCUUGUCUAUAUUGAGUGCCAGCAUAGUACUUUCUUUCAUAAUGCUACUAUUGCUUACCAGCCACUUUUUUUCUUCUUCUUUCUUUCUUUUUUGAUUUAUUUGUUUCAUCUUCAUUUAAGAAGAAAAAAACAUUUUAUUAAUGUGUACAUCUCACUAGCAAACCCCUACCUUUUGAUGUGGGGGGCUUGGGAUGCUUCCUAUGUCUUUCAAAAGGCUGAAAGCCAUGAGGAAUGAGGAAUUGUUUUAGUUUGAUUUGAUGUAUCUGUGUUAAAUAUUGGGCCA